Molecule: messenger RNA, 459 nt
Organism: Naegleria lovaniensis
Lineage: Eukaryota; Heterolobosea; Eutetramitea; Acrasida; Naegleriidae
Exons: 1
Coding region: 1-459 (152 amino acids)
Source: RefSeq, a predicted model, not a curated record
AUGAAAAUACGAGAAACACUCCUCAAAACCAUUUCCAAUACAUCGGAUGAAGUCUAUGAUCGACUCUUUAAUCCCAAACAUGUUCAUUCUCGUCCUCUUCAUCAACGACCCUUUCCCAUUCAUACUCGAUUGUGGUACACAUUCAUCACCAUGUCCUAUCUUGGUGUUGUCUUUGGAUGUUUGGAACAUUUCACUCGUUUGGAUUUGGCUGUGGAUCGAGAAAUGUCUUCCAUGACUGCACAAUAUGAACACUUGUUAUUGAGUCAACAUGGAAUCUUUGGAUCUCGUUUUGAUUUGGAACAAUACAUUCAAUCUCAUUCCAAACAAUAUGGUGUCGAAUGGAAUGCUACCAAAUCGAGUAUGUAUAAAACCAAUCGAAAACAUUAUAUCGAGUCAUUGCACGAGUUGGAACGAGUGAGAAGAGAAUUGAAUGAAAUUUCAACGACGAGACAACAAUGA